Pyricularia oryzae 70-15 is the source of this 1940-nucleotide messenger RNA. RefSeq lists its product as uncharacterized. The coding region runs from base 397 to 1647 and encodes 416 amino acids. NCBI's taxonomy places the organism in Eukaryota, Fungi, Ascomycota, Sordariomycetes, Magnaporthales, Pyriculariaceae. The transcript has a single exon. The record is from RefSeq and is a predicted model, not a curated record.
GCACACAGCCGCCCGCCACCACCAGACUCGCGCACGCCGCAUCUGCAAGCCUUCAUGAUCAUAAACGGUGGUGCAACCUUCCUAGCCCACCUACCCAAUUGCCGGCUAUAAACCGCCUUCCUGCUUGGCUCAGUUGCAUUUGCAUGUCAAGCUGAUUGAAUCCUCAAUUUCCCAAUUCCAAAAUCCUUGUCACGUAAACCUGGCCUUCUCCAGGGUACCUUCUCCUUUCAGGGCCUGAAACACUGGCGGCCGGAUAUUCACUUGUCUUGUUGCAUGUGAUAGUACUACGUUGAUUAUUGUAUAAUAUCUAUCACCUUGGCGACUUCACCCUCACCAAACCUUUCACCUGCACAUUCACAGCGACGUCUCCACAACUUAUAACCAUUGUCUUCUUAAAUGCAUAAGCCAUUGCCAUUUUCCACAGCAUUCGCCAUGACCACGACAACAGUCAGUCCUCCAGACUUGAGGGCCAUUAUUGGGCCCCUUCUACUCUUCCUACCAGGCGCAACCUUCGCAACACAACCGGCAGAAGGCGUUCUGCCCCUCUUGUCCCCAAUUCUUCGCCAGCGUGUGCAGUUAUUAUCGGGCUCAGGCAGCGAUCCGUGGAUCCGACUUCUAUCCUACGAUACAGCGAAUGCCGAGCAGCUCACCGAAGUCGCCCGCGGCGAUCGGUUCGAACCACACCCAUCGUCUGGGGAGAUCGAGAUUGACUGGGAUCACGACGUCACGACAAGAUACCGCCGCUGCGAUGAGGAGACUCUUCAGGCGCUAGUGGCGCUCCCAGAUUUUGGCCUCUUCUUUCGACUGGUAUAUUGCACAGGCGACACACAAGGGGGCGGGGAUGGCUGGAGAGUCGGCGAGGUCAGUGUGCUCGAGCGGCCAGAUCCAUUCGCAUCCUUUGGCGGCGAGGACACCAUUUCGGCGGCAGAGGAGAAAUUCGGCUUGGCUCGGGUGGGCAGCAAACAGACCGAGGCAUCAAUCGAGAGCAAAACCAACACAAAUUCGGAAAAGAUUCUCGAACCGACCGAGGAAGAUGAUGGUGACGAUGAUGACUACUGGGCCCGAUACGAUGCAACUCCAGCCCGUACACCGGCCGCACAGCCAUCUCCUGCUUAUCCACCGUCAACACAGCCAUCGAACAUGGGUACUCACAUCCGCCCAGACGCAGACGACGCGUAUUAUGCACGAUACGACUCGGUCCAACCGGCCAUGGAUAAUCACGACCCGGAUGAGGAGGCAAAUCUGGCGGACAAUGGCAUAUCACUGGCGCCUCCCCCCCUAGGCCUCGCCAGGACUGCAGGCCAAGGGGAACGCACAGAGGAAGCUCAGCCGGGGGAGACACAGGGAUCGUGGACUAUUGCGGGUGAAUCCGAGGGCUCGCGACGAUCCGCUGCGGAGGAUGCUGACCGUACAAUUCUUCACCCGCGGCCUGCCAGUGCAGCAAGUUCGAGUGGAGCCUCGAUGGUUAGCAAGCUCGAGGAGUCGGCCGAGCGGAGAGCGCAAAGCGAGUUCGGCGUAAAGCAGCACGUAUCAAGGACGAUCAGGAGCCUUUUCCAGCUCUCGAGCGCAGCCGGAAUUGAUCGCGAGGAGUUUGAGGGUAUGGUUCGGGCGGAAUUGGAGCUGCUCCAGUUAAUCGAUGAAGAAUAAGGUUAGCCUUGCCGCCGGCGAGAUAUCCUGAUAUCCGGAAUGUUUUAUGGCAACAAAUGGGUGCUGUGGCCCGACCGGGUUGUCAUUUGGAGCUGGCUGUGAAAGGAGACGGAUGUCCGGGUGUUCCAUUGCACUCUAGCCAUGGAUUUGUUAUUACUGUAUGUACAUCAGCGACUUCGGCGUUACGGCAUAAGGCGGGCAUGUGUGAAAGGAAUCCAGCAAUUUCAUAGUAACGAAACAAAAUGAAAGAGAAUUUGAUGGACAGUUAACUGGAAAUAAUUAUAGCAACUGGA